AUGAACAUCGGUGGAGGAAGAUUCUUACUUGGAAGGGUGUCGAAUAAUCCAACUUCUGGGAUAGUUGGCCUUGCAAACGUUGGUAAAUCCACAUUUUUCCAAGCAAUAACAAACUCRAAAUUGGGUAAUCCAGCUAAUUAUCCAUUCGCCACUAUUGACCCAGAAUGUGCAAAAGUUAACAUACCUAGCACGCCAUUAUCUGAUUUAUUGAGAAUAUAUCAGAGUGCAAAAAUCGUGCCCGGAACUUUGACAAUAUAUGACAUUGCCGGACUCACUAGAGGUGCCUCCCAAGGCCAUGGUUUGGGAAACAAGUUUUUAAAUGAUAUUAGACAUGUAGAUGGGAUAUUUCAAGUGGUAAGAGGGUUUUUAAAGGAAGAUAUUACACAUAUAGAAGGCAAUGUAGACCCGGUCAGAGAUUUAUCAGUUGUACAAGAUGAGCUGAUCUUGAAAGAUUUGGAAUUUUUGGAAAAUAUCAGGGAAAGGCUCAGUAAGAAGAUGCGAAUGGUUUCAAAGAAUUCUAAAGAAUACCAAGAAAUGAAAGUGGAGACGGAAUUAUUGGAUGCAUUAGAAGAGCAUUUAUUUAAUGGUAAGAAAAUCCGACAUUUUAAGGACCAUUGGAACCUGGACGAGGUCAAAAUUCUAAAUAAACAUAAUUUUCUAACGUCCAAACCAACGUUGAUUUUGUUAAACGUAUCACCUCAAGAUUAUCUUAGGAAAGAAAAUAAAUUUGUCAAAGAUAUUUUGAAAUGGGUUAACGAAUUUUCGCCUGGUGACAAACUGGUUCUUUUCAGUGCAGAAUUUGAAUCGCAAUUAAUUGAAUGUAAAGACACGCUAUCAGAAUACUUUGACAAAAUCAGGCAAGAUACGAGCAUCUCUGAUGAACAACUAGUGUCUGCAAUACCACGAAUAAUUCUAGAAAUGAGAAAUUUGUUGAAUUUGAUUAGUUUUUUCACAUGUGGCCCACAAGAAGUCCAUCAAUGGAACAUUAGAGAGGGGACCACUGCUCAGGAGGCAGCAGGCGUUAUCCACAGUGAUUUGCGUGAUACGUUUAUCAAUGCUGAUGUGAUAAAAUAUGAUGAUUUGAAGACGAUGGAGCCACCAUUAAACGAAUCUUUACUGAAAUCGAAAGGCUUGGUCAAACGUGCGGGGAAGCAAUAUAUCAUGCAGGAUAACGAUGUUGCCUUCUUCAAAGCCGCCGGUGGUAAGACGAGAUAG
This is a messenger RNA of Saccharomyces eubayanus, 1215 nucleotides long. It is a transcript of the gene YLF2, whose product is annotated as Ylf2p. Gene Ontology annotation, molecular function: ATP binding; ATP hydrolysis activity; GTP binding. The transcript has a single exon. Bases 1 to 1215 code for a protein of 404 amino acids. Gene Ontology annotation, cellular component: cytoplasm. The record is from RefSeq and is a predicted model, not a curated record. NCBI's taxonomy places the organism in Eukaryota, Fungi, Ascomycota, Saccharomycetes, Saccharomycetales, Saccharomycetaceae.